GCGCGGGAAAAGGAAAAGGCAGAGCGGGAGCUGGCAAGGCUCCGUCUGCAGGAGGAAGUUGCCGAGAAGCAAAAACGGCGGCUGACUCAGUUGCGAGAGAGGGAAGCACAGCGUGCGGCUCGGCGUGCGGCGGACUUAGCGGCACGACGCGAACAACUCAAGGCGGAAGAGGAAGCCACUCGGGCAGUCGCUCUGCAAAAACUUGACAACGAGCGACGCAGGGCGUCGUUAGAACAAGAACGGGCAGAGUACGAGGCAGAGAAGGAGCGUCUGGCGAAGGAACGGGAGGAGUACGAGCAGCGCGCAAAGGAGCGUGAGGUAAAUAUUCGCAAGAAGGAGAUUGAAAUAGAGCAACAGAUACUUGCCGCGGAGCGCGAUAGGAGGGAGCUGGAGUUAAGCCGGCUUGUGUCACACCAAAACCGACUGUUGUACCAUGAACGUGUGGGUAGACCGCCACCACCCGAGUUGACGCACGAGGGAAUGAGAAGAGGUGAGUGGUCUGGUAAUGAUCCAUUUUCUUUGCCUGUUGCGACGCCGGAGGAUAAGAAUGUUGCAUGGGGGAAACCCCAGGAAAUAAACAACAACAAUCCCCCAAACCAGCAAUGGCAACUGAAUCAGAAACAAUCAUACAGGCAGAGUGAUGCCCGGCAUCCGUCUGGCCCAAUAAAAAGUGAAGAAAAUGCCACUGCAAACGCCCAGUUUGAAGACUCAUACCAGAACAGGCCACGACCGCCAAGGGCUGCCGAAAAUGUGGUGAAAAUGAUGUUGCCUGGCAGGGAUAAUUUUGCGUUGGCUCAUGGCGGUAAUGACGUGUAUAAUGCGCGAGAAAAUGCCAUUGACAACCUGGUUUGCAUGGGGAGGGACCUUGGCCUGGAGAACACGCUAGAGUUUGAUAAUAACAAUACUUGUGUCAUAAGUGUUGACGGGCAGUACAAUUUAAUAGUAACCUUUGAUGCAACAACAGAGCGGCUCUAUAUUUAUUCUACCCUCAUGACAAACAUUCCACACGACCCGGUUUUACGACUGCGUGUCUACGAGUUUUUGAUGGAGGGAGCAUUACUGGGGCGUGAAAUGUGUGGCGGUGGCGUUGGGGCAUCCAUUAAGAAUGACUUUAUUCUUCUUUCUUCCAGCAUAUACUUGCCAACGAGUCUCCCCACAACCUUGAGCACUCUCGCACCCCAGUUUCUGUUUUCCCUCAAUAAAUGGCGAGAAAAACUGGGAGAGUUACUGAGCACUGUAGAUAUGCAAAAAAUGACGAGUCCGAGUAAAAAUGGACACAGUACUAUAGAGGACACAAACGAAUUGGACUCGAGGCACACGCCAGAGGAAAAAGCAUCCCGCCGCAUCGCUUCAUCGACACGCAGCAGUAGAACCCACAGUACAGAGAGUGGGGCUGGUCGGCCAGUGAUUGGCAUAGAAGCUACGGAUAGUGUCAUGAUUAAUGGUGUUCCCUCCCGACAUAACGGUGGUGUGUUGGUUGUGAAUGUAGGAGGGCCUGCCGCGCUGGCUGGAAUAAAACCACAUGACUUUAUUAAAAAAAUAAAUUACAAGCGCGUGACAAGUCUUCGGCAGUUCCAGCGCGAGGUGUCUCGUUUAAUUGUGGGCAAAAUGGUGCCCGUUGUUGUGGAGAGGAGCGAGGUGUUGCACACCAUCUUUAUCAGAGUGGGCUCAGCCUAA
This is a messenger RNA of Trypanosoma cruzi, 1677 nucleotides long. RefSeq lists its product as uncharacterized. The annotation marks the transcript as partial. Gene Ontology annotation, molecular function: protein binding. Gene Ontology annotation, biological process: protein secretion by the type III secretion system. The record is from RefSeq and is a predicted model, not a curated record. NCBI's taxonomy places the organism in Eukaryota, Euglenozoa, Kinetoplastea, Trypanosomatida, Trypanosomatidae. The transcript has a single exon.